UGAAGGUGUAACCAGAAACGGUUGACCUUGCACAUAACACUUUUGUAAGGCAUGUACGUGUUUACAGAAACAGCUUUGAUAGAUAGGAGAAAGAUUCUAUAAAAGUAUUCUGUGUGGACCUGGUAUUGUAUUUAUAAAACUACUAUGGCGAAAAAAAGUGAAGAUGAGAGCUGCAGUAUUUACUCGAAUCUGGGUCCAAUCGGCAGUGAGAUCAGAGCCAGGAUGCAGCAACUUGUACAAGAAAGGACUGAAGUUAAUAUGUGGACAGCUGUGCUGAUUGGAUCAUUGAUGAUGAUGUCAUUCCUAGGAGUCGUGGUGUUUCUUCUCUACAGACACUAUAAAUUGUCAAAAAAAGAGGUGGGAGUUCCUCAUUAUCGUUUCAGGAAGCGAGACAAGGUGCUGUUUUAUGGCCGAAAAAUCAUGAGAAAGGUUCAGACAUUAUCAUCGCCCCCUCCUACAAAUUCCAACACGGCCUCUCGUCAGAGAACAAAGAAAAGGACCAAAGUUUUGUCUAUUGCUCGCAAGAUUCUCCGUAUUCGUAGGGAGCCUCCCACCCUGCAACACAAAGAGCCCCCUCCCUGUCUGCUGGAAGCUGAUCUGACAGAGUUUGAUGUGCAGAACUCACAUCUGCCUUCUGAGGUGCUCUACAUGUUGAAAAAUGUCAGGGUUCUGGGACACUUUGAGAAGCCUCUCUUCUUGGAGCUGUGUCGUCAUAUGGUGCUAAUACAGCUGCACCAGGGGGAGCCACUGUUCCGCCCCGGGGACACAGAUGACAGCAUUUAUGUAGUCCAAGAUGGCCGCCUGGAGCUCUGCAUCCAUGAAAGUGAUGGAACAGAGGCAGUGGUGAAGGAAGUUUUAACAGGGGACAGUGUUCACAGUCUACUCAGUAUCCUGGACAUCAUCACCGGUUAUCCAGCUCCGUACAAGACAGUGUCUGCUCGAGCUGCAGCUCCCUCCACGGUCCUGCGUCUUCCAGCUGCAGCCUUUCAGUCAGUCUUUGAGAAAUAUCCUGAGACUCUGGUUCGAGUCAUUCAGAUAAUCAUGGUGCGCCUCCAAAGAGUGACCUUUCUUGCCCUACACAACUACCUAGGCCUGACCACAGAACUCUUCAACCCUGAGAGCCAGGCCAUCUCUCUGGUGUCAGUGGCACACGUUCUUGGUGAGACUUCUUCACAUCGCAGUCUUCGCAGACAGCCUUCGCACUCUGAGGAUCAGGGACCUGAAAGUGCAGAAAAGUCCAGCUUCCCUGACACGUCUUCAUUGAAAUACAGAAAAUCUCGUUCCCUCUCCACCCCACUGGUUCUUACAGGUGAAGUGUCAGCUGCCCUUAACAAAAUGUAUGAAUGUAAUGCAGCUGCCAAAGAAGAGUCGGCCCCUCACAGCCCGGUGAAGUCUAUCCUAAAGAAGACUGUCACCAUGCAGCAGAAUCCACCUUCUGUUUAUCAGUACAGUGAUGCUGGAGGAGGAAACGUCCAAUAUAACAAAGUCAGUGCCAUUUUCCACGCUGCUAAAAAGGAUCUGCUGCAGGUCAUUCAGAUACAGGAUCAUAGUCUGCUGGAGGGGAGGGUGAACCUUCGUCAGGUCAAAGCUGGUACUGUGGUGGCUCACCAGGGCGACCAGGAUGUUAAUAUUGAAUUCGUCAUUUCUGGUUCGCUGCACGUUUACCAGCGUAUAAUUGACCGCGAGGAGGAGACACUGCUCUUCGUUACCCACCCAGGUGAGAUGGUGGGUCACCUGGCAGUGCUGACAGGGGAGCCACUUAUCUUCACUGUCCGUGCUCUCAGAGACUGUACCUUUCUCUCCAUCUCCAAGGCUCACUUCUAUGAGAUCAUGCGGGAGGAGCCCAGAGUGGUGUUAAACGUGGCCCACACUGUGGUGAAAAGAGUGUCACCGUUUGUCCGUCAGAUUGACUUUGCUCUGGACUGGAUGGCAGUUGAGGCUGGACGUGCUGUCUACAGACAAGGAGACAAGUCCGACAGCACCUUCAUUGUUCUCAGUGGUCGACUGCGUUCUGUCAUUGCAAAGGAUGAUGGGAAGAAGGAGCUGGCUGGAGAGUACGGUCGCGGUGACUUGAUCGGUGUGGUGGAGGCUGUGACACACAUGAACCGAGCCACCACCGUCCACGCUGUCAGAGAUUCUGAACUGGCCAAGUUACCUGAAGGAGCUCUGAACUCCAUCAAGAGGAGGUAUCCCCAGGUGGUCACCAGGCUCAUCCACCUGCUGGGACAGAAGAUCCUGGGCAACAUGCAACAGAUCAACACACCUCUGGCUGCUCGCAGUCUAGCUCUAAACACUCCCUCUAGCAAGUGGGAUUCUGGGAAUCCAGCCUCCAACCUGUCCACCGUGGCCAUCCUGCCUGUCUCUGAGGAGGUUCCUCUGACCUCCUUCACUCUGGAGCUGCACCAUGCACUCUGUGGCAUUGGUCCCACUCAGCUGCUGACCAGUGACAUCAUCAAGCAGCGUCUGGGCUCUGCUGCUCUGGACAGUGUCCAUGAGUACCGACUGUCCAGUUGGCUUGGACAGCAGGAGGACAUCCACCGAAUCGUUCUCUAUCAGUCAGACUCUAGCCUCACGCCUUGGACGCAGCGCUGCAUUCGCCAGGCCGACUGCAUCAUCAUUGUGGGUCUGGGUGAGCAGGAGCCCACCGUUGGGGAGUUGGAGAAAAUGCUGGAGGGAAGUGCAGUUCGUGCUCAGAAGCAGCUGGUGCUGCUGCACAGAGAGGAUGGUCCUACACCCAAAGGCACUGCUGAGUGGCUCAACAUGAGGAGCUGGAUCUCAAGACACCACCACCUGUCCUGUCCACGCAGAGUUUUCUCCAGGCGAAGUUUACCGAAACUGAGAGAAUUGUACCAGCGAGUGUUUGAAAAAAGUCCAGAUCGUCACUCUGACUUCUCACGCUUGGCCAGGAUCCUAACAGGAAACAGCAUCGCCCUUGUACUUGGUGGAGGAGGAGCCAGGGGCUGCUCUCAGGUUGGCAUCAUACGGGCUCUGAAUGAGGCAGGAAUCCCAAUUGACCUGGUUGGAGGGACAUCCAUCGGCUCUUUUAUAGGAGCUCUGUAUGCAGAAGAGAAGAGCUACAGUCGCAUGAGGGUCCGAGCUCGUGAAUGGGCCAUGGACAUGACGUCAUUCUUCAAGAAAAUCCUGGAUCUGACCUACCCAGUGACCUCCAUGUUCUCUGGGGCUUCCUUCAACUCUAGCAUCAGUUCUGUCUUCAAAGACAAACAGAUAGAGGAUUUGUGGCUUCCGUACUUUAACAUCACGACAGACAUCACUGCCUCCUCCAUGAGAGUCCACACUGAUGGUUCUUUAUGGAGGUACGUCAGAGCCAGUAUGUCUCUGUCGGGAUAUUUACCUCCACUCUGUGACCCUAAAGACGGACAUCUGCUCAUGGAUGGUGGAUACAUCAAUAAUCUGCCUGCUGAUGUUGCUCGCUCCAUGGGAGCCAAAGUCGUGAUUGCAAUCGAUGUUGGAAGCAGAGAUGAAACCAGUCUUACCAACUACGGCGAUUCUCUGAACGGAUGGUGGCUGUUGUGGAAAAGAUUGAAUCCAAUGGCUGAAAAAGUGAAGGUUCUCAACAUGGCAGAGAUCCAGACCCGUUUAGCUUAUGUGUGCUGCGUCCGACAGCUGGAACAAGUCAAAGGCUGCGACUAUUGUGAAUACAUUCGACCCCCGAUCGACCGUUAUGGCACCUUGGAGUUUGGAAAGUUUGACGAGAUCACUGAAGUAGGUUACCAGCACGGGAAGACACUGUUUGAUGUGUGGCAGCGCAGCCGGGUGGUUGACAGUAUGAUGAAGGACAGACACCAGGAAGAGUUCCAUAAGACCAGACAUGGACAUGUGGUCACCUGUCCUAAUGCCUCCUUCACUGACCUGGCAGAGAUUGUGGCCAGAAUAGAACCUGUGAAGAACGCUCUCUUUGGCGAAGAACUCUCUGAUGAGUACCAGACAGACUAUGAUGAGGAGACAGUAGAGAGCGCUCUCUCUGACUUUGAGGCCUUCAUGCCUGGAAGUGAGCAAGCCGAGGGAGAGGAGACGGCCGACACGGCUGAGACUGAUGAAGAAAAAUCAGAGGGUGAUUCUAGAAGAAAGGACAGACAUUCACAUUAAACCAAAAGUCCCGGUUUAACUUUUUAAAAAGUAGCAGAACCGUCCUGUCAAGGUCCUGGCGAGAUAAGGUCCUAAUUGAAAAGCAUUUAUAAGGCAGUACAACAAAUGUCCAGACUGUUUACAUUUCACAAACUGCAAAAUAAUAGGUGAAAUAAAAGAUAUCAGCCA
Messenger RNA from Cynoglossus semilaevis (tongue sole), 4275 nucleotides. RefSeq names its product patatin-like phospholipase domain containing 7b (gene pnpla7b). The coding region runs from base 145 to 4107 and encodes 1320 amino acids. The record is from RefSeq and is a predicted model, not a curated record. Gene Ontology annotation, cellular component: endoplasmic reticulum. The transcript is spliced from 35 exons. Lineage: Eukaryota; Metazoa; Chordata; Actinopteri; Pleuronectiformes; Cynoglossidae. Gene Ontology annotation, biological process: lipid metabolic process. Gene Ontology annotation, molecular function: phosphatidylcholine lysophospholipase A1 activity.